Hyphopichia burtonii NRRL Y-1933 is the source of this 2255-nucleotide messenger RNA. RefSeq lists its product as uncharacterized. NCBI's taxonomy places the organism in Eukaryota, Fungi, Ascomycota, Pichiomycetes, Serinales, Debaryomycetaceae. The coding region runs from base 64 to 2115 and encodes 683 amino acids. Gene Ontology annotation, biological process: retrograde transport, endosome to Golgi. The transcript has a single exon. The record is from RefSeq and is a predicted model, not a curated record. Gene Ontology annotation, cellular component: Golgi membrane; Ric1-Rgp1 guanyl-nucleotide exchange factor complex.
AUUUUUUAUGCCUUCAACCUAUUAACAGCUUGUCUUAUCACCUUCUCUUAUUACAGCUAAGUCAUGCCCACGGUAAGUCAUAAUGCUUCGACGCUACAGAAGCCAAUUGCUCCUUCAUACUUGAAAAAAAUUAAUAACCACUUAUCGAUAUCCUUGACUUAUCUUCAUCAGGACUCAACCGCGUCCACCACUCAACCUCGAAGAAGAAAAUCAUCAACUUCACCCAAUGACGAGGCUAUUGAUCAAGUAGAGUGCUUGAUAAGCUUUCAUAAUACCUCGACGGAAAACGUCACCGUAAACCCUUCCGAUGAUGAACCCCAGAAUCAAAAUAAUAACGGUUGGUUUGGAAGUAUCUGGAAUACCGAAACUAUACCUCCAGUUAAGGAUUCUAAUAACAAUUCCCCGGCUGAUGUUUCAAUUAUGUUGGGCUACUUACAACUAUUUGGUUACGUAAGCUUGAAUUACAGAUACGACUUGCACUCUUCUCCUUUGGAUAGUGGGGUCUCUAAUGAUCAUGGCUGGUGGAGCAACAAAAGUUAUUAUGAUCAAUACCAACCAGAUGGGCAAACCGCCGGUGAUGAUGAAAAUGAAACCAAAGACGAAAAAUUGAACAAAACCCCGUUCUUGCGUGAUUUUUACUUGAAAGAUCCAAUGGUUAUCGGUGGUAAGCUUGCUGGGGUUAAUGAUUUGAUCUAUCAUAAAGAAAAAGUUAAAGAAGAGAAUUUUAUCGAUAAUACAAAUAAAUUCUUAAUUCAAGAUCUUCUCUUCACUUUCAACUCUUUGGAAUACUCAAAAAAAAUUACCAAUUCUGAUGAAGAUGAUAAUGAAGAUAACGGCCCUCAUUUACCAUUACUGGAUAUUACAAACUCAAUUGUUCCAUUUUACGCAACCCUGCAGCAUCUUUUAUUCACCGACGUUUCCCUCAAACCAAAAGCAUCUAAAACUUUCAGAGUUAGGUUUAACAAUAUCGAUAUCUCAAUGCCUCCCCUGUAUAAUACCAACCUGACGGGCCUUGUUGGUGAUCAAGGCUGGACUAGUAUAAGAUAUUCUUUAGUUGUUGGUGUACUGGAAAAUCGUAAAGGUAAAAUCAUUCCAAGAUCAGUUUAUUUCCCAUUCGAUGUUAGAGGGAAACGUAUAGGCCAUGAAGAUCGCUGGCUCCAGCCUGAUUAUCUAAGUCUGACGAAGAUUGAUAAAAAUUGGGACAUUAAAGUUAUUGAUCAUAACAUAACCAAUCCUCAGGAUGCAUCACUAGAAAACUCAUCAGGAAAGGAUCAAAUGCUACAAGAUUUAAAUAAAUUAAUUGAUUCGGAUUUGCAUAAUGUCUCCAAAAAUGAAAGACGGAAAAGCUCAUCUGCGCUCUUCAAGCUUCAUACUACUUUGCCUGAAAUCCCUAUGAAUCCUCAACUUCCAGAGAAACUUAAAACUCACUACCAAAUCCGAGUAAAUGAUCAAGACUUGUGUGAAGUUAUGAUUUCUAAACCAGCUUAUCACUUGGGUGAUGACUUUCAUUUCUCGAUUGAUAUCAGCUCCUCCUACAAGAAUACCACCAAGAUCGUUGGUUUGAUUGCUCAUAUAGAGGCUCAUGAAGUUUAUCAUAUUCAAAAUAAAAAUGGUGAUUUCCAUGACUUCACCAACACCUAUCGUGUUAGCCCCCCAGUGAAAGUCAACUCUUUUGCAGCUUCCUUGGUUAAUUCAUAUUCUCAUGAGAAUUCCAAGAAUAGCAAAAUAAAUGGCAUGAUACAUAUACCACCGUAUUUGUGUCAACAAUUUCAAAGUUCAACGUUUAUGGAUUUGAAAUAUUACGUUAUAUUCAAAUUCAACUUGAAUGAGUUUGACAGACACGAAUUGAAUGAAGAAGUAACUAAAGAAAAUCGACAAGCAAGCAACGAAUUACCUAGAGAAAGUACCAAUGAUGACCCAAAGCGAAUCAACUUGAGUCCUAAUGAUCCUUCAGAUACUUCUACAACAGCAAGACCAUCACUUGAUGAUAGAUCCUUACAACCAAGUGCGAUCAAUGGCAGCAAGUCAGGAGAAACCAUUUUCACAUCCCAAUAUCGUUUCGAUAAUACUGGUAGCGAAUUCAAGUUUGAGUUACCUCUUGUAGUACUACCUUGAUAUAGAUUAUAGACUACUGUUUCUUUUCUUUUUUUUUAUUUUAUUUUUUUUUUUUUUUUUAAAUAUCAAUGCUACUUGCAGUCAGCAAAUCAAGCUGCCAUGUGUGUAAAUUUCCACAACAGCCUAUAGUCGUGCUUAAC